GAGUUGAAAAGACCGUACCCUUGUUAUUAUAUUUCUUUCUCUCUCUCCCUCCCUCUAUAGAACUCCAUAUUUGCAUUCCUUUUUUGGUAAAACAAAUUAAAUAUUGGAAGACUGGAUCAAAUCCAUUUUUGGAUAAUGGAGAAGAUGAAAGACAAUGAAAUCGAUUUAAGGCUUGCUCUUGGCGUUACACACCAACCCGUUGAGACGUUUACCGACAGAGAUGCAGGUGCAAAUGCAAACUCGAGGUCAAGAACAGAUGCCAUUUUGGGACACCGUCCCUUACCCGAGUUAGUUUGGUCUACACAGAACGGUUUAACCAUCAAGUGCGGUGGCUGCACCAGCUGUGUUGCUGGCAAGACGCCUUGUGCUUUGAGUGACGAAAAAUGUAUGUUUGAGGAGUCGGUUAAAUCCGCAGCUGGCCCAACAGUUGAAAAUGACGGUGAAGUGAAGUUUGUGCAUAAUAAGGGCAAAGGAAAGGAGUGUAUGAGCAUUCCAGGGACUGGAACCAGUGAAGGAAAUAAUGGAUUAACGCAAGACAAUAGAGAACCCGCGAGCGGUGGGCCCCAUUUUCUUGAAAAGGUUGAAGAAACAGCUGAAAACGAUGUGAAUGCUAAACAAACAGGUGGAGAUUCAUCAGGGGAGAGCAUGGAAAGCUGCAACAGUGCGUCGAAAAAGGUUAAGCGAAGGGGUUUCGAAAACCAGUUGAUCAGUACUAGUAAACGACUCAAGAAACAAAGUCAAGAAUGCGGUAUGGUCAAAAAACAAGACAGUUCUUUCAUGAACUGGAUUUCAAACAUGGUCAAACCUUGUCAACAAGAAAAGGUUCCUCAUCCGGUCGAGGAUCACAAAGCGUUAAACAAAGUUGUCAGCAAAAUAUUCGGAUUUCAGUCUGUUUUUCAGUCGCUGUAUUCGCCACGAGUUGAAGAAACAACAGCACAUAUAGAAAGCUCUAAGGAAAUAAUCUUGUUUAACAACCCAAAAGCGUUAUCAAAACGACCGUUAACUUCGUUAACUUCAAAUAACAACUCGGACGUCAAACCAACUGCUUCUGCUUCUACACCGAUGGCAGUGACGACUUGUUUCUUUUGUGGGAAAACAGGCCACGAAACACGCGAUUGUUUACACAUAAAUGAAAAUAAAAACGCGUUCCUCAAGAAGAAGGUGAAGGUAUCGAACGUAAACCAAACGGUUUCAACCUCUGGAAACAUGUUGUUGAAUCAAGACAAGAUCCUUAGAAUACCGAAAGAAAUGUUUGACACCAUAAGGAGGCUUAGAUUGUCUCGAACUGACAUCCUCAAAUGGAUGAAUUCGCGCUCAGCAGUCGCAAAUUUGGAGGGAUAUUUCUUACGAUUGCGGCUUUCAAAAUGGGAAAAGGGAGUAGGGGGAGCAGGGUAUUAUGUUGCUUGCAUAACUGAUGAAAACCCCUCAAAAGGGUUCAAGCAGCCUAUACGGGUCAACAUUGGUGGCGUGCAAUGCUUGGUUGAAUGCCGAUACAUCUCGAACUGUGAUUUUCUUGAGGAUGAACUCAUAGCUUGGUGGCGGACAACGUUGAAAAGUGGGCGGCCUCUAAUGGAAGAGGACUUGACCUCCAAGUUGGAGGAGAAGAAGAAACUGGGGCUUAGUUUUGCAUGAAACCAAGUGUAGACAAUUUUGAAGCAAUCACUAUCAGCCAAGAUUUAUGUAUGUGUGUAUGUAAGCUAUCUAAAAGCAAGUAGAGUGAGUUUCUCAGCUAAAGGUCUUGUUUAAAGUUUAAACAUUUACCUAUAUGUAUGUAUGUAUGUUUGUAAGUGUACAUUGUUGUUCAAUAGGAGGGGUUAACUGUAUGGAUAUAUUCUUGAUAACUAGUUUUUUUGGCGUCGCGCGUUGCGGCGAAAUCGAGCAAA
Messenger RNA from Helianthus annuus (common sunflower), 1883 nucleotides. RefSeq lists its product as uncharacterized. The record is from RefSeq and is a predicted model, not a curated record. Lineage: Eukaryota; Viridiplantae; Streptophyta; Magnoliopsida; Asterales; Asteraceae. The transcript has 7 exons. Gene Ontology annotation, molecular function: DNA binding; zinc ion binding. The coding region runs from base 136 to 1632 and encodes 498 amino acids.